AUGAGCAGAAUCUCAGCGGUAGAGAUAUCCAAAACAUGGGAAGUGUGGAAGCGACAAAUAUCUAAGACGUUUGCACUGCCUUACCGUAAAAUCAAAAUUAUAGAUUGCAUACUCUUUAGAGGGGCAAAACCUGGCGGACUGUGUCGAGAAUUAGAGGUUCCUUUGUCCGCGACGGCGGAGAAUUCUCUCUCGAAAGCAAUACCAACAAGCCUCCGUCUUUAUGAACGGUUACCGGACAAUAUUGGAGGAAGCAGAGCGCGUCGCAUCAAUUGUGUAGCUAUUCUCUCAUCCAGAAUGAGAUGGUUUCUCUGUACAUUCGUCAAAGAGAUCGACAGCUUACCAUCAGCGGUCUCACAGAAGGUGUCAUACCACACCUAG
Plasmopara halstedii is the source of this 378-nucleotide messenger RNA. RefSeq lists its product as uncharacterized. The record is from RefSeq and is a predicted model, not a curated record. NCBI's taxonomy places the organism in Eukaryota, Oomycota, Peronosporomycetes, Peronosporales, Peronosporaceae. Bases 1 to 378 code for a protein of 125 amino acids. The transcript has a single exon.